ACCUUUACAUUUACGAUGACGUCACUAACCAAAGCACGUGAGCACCCAGAACUGUGAACUCAGAACUCAUCUGAAUCGUAAUGGCAGCUCCUAAUGCUUUCAAAGUUGGCUCUUUAAACAACAAAGUGACGCUGAUCACGGGCGCGAGCUCAGGAAUAGGCGCGGGCACGGCGCUGCUCUUUGCUAAACUGGGCGCGCGCCUGGCGCUGAACGGCCGCGAUGUGGAGAAUCUCACCAAAGUCGCGAAAGAGUGUGAAGCUUGUGGAGCAGCGAAGCCGUUAUUGGUGGCAGGAGAUUUAACAGAUGAGGAGACUGUGAGGAGGACCGUUGAGGAGGUCAUCGCUCACUUCGGGAGGCUGGACGUCCUGGUCAACAGUGCAGGAAUCCUCGCCAUGGGCAGCAUAGAGACCACUGAUAUGGCCCAGUAUGAUAAGGUCAUGUCUGUUAAUGUCAGAUCAGUGUAUCAUCUCACUCAUCUCUGCGUGCCACAUCUAAUCAAAACUAAAGGCUCGAUUGUGAAUGUAUCCAGUGUGAACGGGCAGCGAUCAUUUCCUGGUGUACUGGCCUACUGUAUGUCCAAAUCCGCCAUCGAUCAGUUCACUUGCUGCGUUGCACUUGAGUUGGCAUCAAAGCAAGUACGUGUCAACUCAGUUUGCCCAGGAGUGAUUAUAACAGAAGUUCACAAGCGUGCAGGACUGGAUGAGGAACAGUAUGCUCAGUUCAUUGAGAAGUGCAAAGUGACCCAUGCUCUGGGCAGACCAGGUGAAGUAGACGAAGUAGCUCAUGCUAUUGCCUUCCUGGCGUCUGAUGCAGCAACAUUUAUAACUGGAGUCAAUUUGCCAGUGGAUGGAGGUCGACAUGCCAUGUGUCCACGGUAAUGCUCUGCCACGAAAGAAAUAAAGAUAUUGAAUAAAUGAUA
Messenger RNA from Danio aesculapii, 919 nucleotides. RefSeq lists its product as uncharacterized. NCBI's taxonomy places the organism in Eukaryota, Metazoa, Chordata, Actinopteri, Cypriniformes, Danionidae. Gene Ontology annotation, molecular function: oxidoreductase activity. The record is from RefSeq and is a predicted model, not a curated record. The coding region runs from base 81 to 878 and encodes 265 amino acids. The transcript has 8 exons.